AUGGCAAUAGCACCAGCAUACCAAGCAAAUCUUCUAACAUCACCAGAAUGGCUAAACAAAGGAGACAACGCAUGGCAGAUGACAGCAGCAACACUCGUAGGUCUUCAAAGCAUGCCAGGUCUCGUGAUUCUCUACGCCAGCAUAGUGAAAAAGAAAUGGGCUGUGAAUUCAGCUUUCAUGGCACUUUAUGCUUUUGCGGCAGUUUUAAUCUGUUGGGUUCUUGUUGCUUACAGAAUGGCUUUUGGAGAGAAGCUGUUACCGUUUUGGGGGAAAGGAGCACCAGCUUUAGGACAGAAGUUUCUUGUUAGAAGAGCAAGAGUACCUGCGAGUACUCAUUUUCAUAAGAAUGGUGAUGUUGAAUCAGCUAUGGAAGAACCGUUUUUUCCUAUGGCUUCGCUUGUUUAUUUUCAGUUCACUUUUGCGGCUAUUACCAUGAUUUUAUUGGCGGGUUCGGUUCUUGGGAGGAUGAAUAUUAAAGCUUGGAUGGCUUUUGUUCCUCUUUGGCUGGUUUUUUCUUAUACUGUUGGAGCUUUUAGUCUUUGGGGUGGUGGGUUUCUUUAUCAGUGGGGUGUUAUUGAUUACUCUGGUGGAUAUGUUAUUCAUCUAUCUUCUGGAAUCGCUGGUUUCACUGCUGCUUAUUGGGUUGGGCCAAGGAUAAAGAGUGAUAGGGAACGGUUUCCACCAAACAAUGUGUUGCUGAUGCUUGCAGGAGCUGGAUUGUUAUGGAUGGGGUGGUCGGGGUUCAACGGUGGAGCACCAUAUGCAGCGAAUGUUGUAGCUUCGAUUGCUGUGUUGAACACAAACAUUUGUGCAGCAACUAGUCUUCUUGUUUGGACAACUCUUGAUGUUGUUUUCUUUGGGAAGCCUUCUGUGAUUGGAGCUGUUCAGGGUAUGAUGACUGGACUUGUGUGUAUCACACCAGGAGCAGGUCUUGUGCAAUCGUGGGCAGCUAUUGUGAUGGGAAUACUAUCCGGGAGCAUUCCAUGGGUAUCCAUGAUGAUCUUGCAUAAAAAAUCAAGUCUUCUACAAAAGGUUGACGACACUCUUGGAGUAUUUCACACACAUGCUGUGGCUGGCCUAUUGGGCGGCCUCCUCACCGGACUCUUCGCCGAGCCGGCCCUAUGUCGACUACUAUUGCCGGUGACCAAUUCAAGAGGUGCAUUCUAUGGCGGAAGUGGUGGUGUACAAUUUCUAAAGCAAUUAGUGGCAGCCAUGUUUGUUAUUGGAUGGAACAUAGUCUCCACCACAAUCAUCCUCCUUGUCAUACAAUUGUUCAUACCUUUGAGAAUGCCCGAAGAGCAGCUCGAAAUCGGUGACGAUGCGGCUCACGGCGAGGAAGCUUAUGCUCUUUGGGGUGAUGGAGAAAAAUAUGAUCCAACUAGGCAUGGUUCAUUAAAUACCGGAACCACUGGAGUUUCACCUUAUGUUAAUGGUGCAAGAGGUGUGACAAUAAAUUUGUGA
Molecule: messenger RNA, 1461 nt
Organism: Lathyrus sativus (Indian pea)
Lineage: Eukaryota; Viridiplantae; Streptophyta; Magnoliopsida; Fabales; Fabaceae
Source: the annotation of a GenBank genome assembly